GUUUUUCCUCUUGUCUCCUGCAGCUUUAGUCACAGGUCGGCACCAUGUCUCUUUUAUUGGACAAUCAAUUUAAAGAACUUCCUGCAGACAAGUCUGUGGACACCAAGACCUUCUUGGACAAUGUUUCCAGCCUGCCUUCGUUUUUCGACUGCUUCGGAUCAAGCGUGUUUUCAAUCAUCAAGAAGGACCUCAAUGGAAACAUUACAAAAAUAAAAGCAGUUUAUGUUCAGGAUCCUGCAAAGUACGCCACCUUGCAGAAUAUCCUAGAAGCAGAACGAGAAGCCCACAAAGAAUGGCCUAAAGUUGGAGCAACAUUGGCUCUGAUGUGGCUCAAGAGGAUGACUCUCCCUCUGUUUCUGUCUGUCCUUCAGGCAGCACUAUAUGCAUCUCCCUACAGAUCAGACUUUCUUAAGGCCCUUUCAAAGGGAGAAGAAGUAAAAGAAGAGGACUGUAUGGCAAACCUGCGUACCUUCCUGGUUAACUACACGGCCACUGUAGAUGCCAUCUACGAGAUGUACACAAAUCUAAACGCAGAGCUGGACUACACUGUUUGAUGUAGGAGGAUAAACCUAGACCAGAGGUUCAGGAUGACUGAUGACUCCCUCAGGGUGGAGCUAAAUUCAAGCUCUUAGAGGUUCUUAAAAUAGGGAUGUUUUGGGUUUUUUGUUCUAUUUAUUACUGAUUAUGCCUUAAUCGAUAUAUUUUAUGUAUAUUUGAUCUUAUAAAACGGCUUAUGCCUUGAAAUGAAAAGUAGAAUGUGUAGGAAAGUGCUUUGUUGCAGGUUUAACUGCUGCUCUCUGUCGGAUUUUGUAAUUGUUUGUUUUUGCUGCCUUAUUUAUGAGAUCACCGUGUGCCUUUAACUUUCUUCUACUAUAACCAAAAACAGUGACAUCAAAGAAGCAUCACAUUAAAGAUGACAGGACUAUUUUCCACUAUUUAUUUUUUGGCUUGAUAAACGUCUGAUUCUGUAAUUCAAUUACAUUAAAACCCUGUUACAUUUCACCUAUGAA
Cyprinodon variegatus (sheepshead minnow) is the source of this 1010-nucleotide messenger RNA. Its product is annotated as glycolipid transfer protein-like. Gene Ontology annotation, biological process: intermembrane lipid transfer; ceramide transport. Gene Ontology annotation, cellular component: cytosol; cytoplasm; membrane. The transcript is spliced from 4 exons. Gene Ontology annotation, molecular function: ceramide 1-phosphate transfer activity; ceramide 1-phosphate binding. Lineage: Eukaryota; Metazoa; Chordata; Actinopteri; Cyprinodontiformes; Cyprinodontidae. The coding region runs from base 45 to 554 and encodes 169 amino acids. The record is from RefSeq and is a predicted model, not a curated record.